Molecule: messenger RNA, 1358 nt
Organism: Brachypodium distachyon (stiff brome)
Lineage: Eukaryota; Viridiplantae; Streptophyta; Magnoliopsida; Poales; Poaceae
Product: abscisic acid receptor PYL4
Exons: 1
Coding region: 437-1030 (197 amino acids)
Biological process (GO): abscisic acid-activated signaling pathway
Cellular component (GO): nucleus; cytoplasm
Molecular function (GO): protein phosphatase inhibitor activity; signaling receptor activity; abscisic acid binding
Source: RefSeq, a predicted model, not a curated record
CCCAAUGGGCACAUCACUUUCCCUCGAUUAUACUUUGACUCCCCUAUCAUAUGCCCAUUUGCCCCCAAGUCCCAACCAAACCAGCCUCGCUUUCCUCCGUGCCACCCACAGGAAACCCCAAACCACCACCUUUUCUCAAGUUUCUCCUGAGAAAACUAUCCCCAACUCUCCCAACUGACCCUUAAACUUGUCUCCAAGGAAAAAAAGGCGACCCUUAAACUGGGAAACUGCACCCUACAACUUGCUCAACCACAGUAAAGAAAAACGCUCAAGUUGUGACGCCCAUCGCAGCCUUGUUUGUCCCAGGCGUAUUAAUAUAAGCUCACCUCUCUCUUAAAGGGCCUACCUCUACUGAUCUUUCGUCCUAAACUUCUAACCCCAGCUCAAGCUCUCUCGCGCAAGGAACCCAGAAGAUUUGCUUAGCCAGGAGCGCGUAAUGCCGUACACGGCAUCCCGGUCCCGGCCGUCGCCGGCGCAGCGCAGCCGGGUCGGCGGCGGACGGAAGGGGGCGGCGGCAGCGGUGCCGGAGGAGGUGGCGCGGCACCACGAGCACGCGGCGGGGGCGGGGCAGUGCUGCUCGGCGGUGGUGCAGGAGUCGAUCGCGGCGCCAGUGGAGGCCGUGUGGGCGGUGGUCCGGCGCUUCGACCGGCCGCAGGCGUACAAGCACUUCAUCCGGAGCUGCCGCCUCGUGGACGGCGACGGGGGCGCCGUGGGGUCCGUGCGGGAGGUCCGCGUGGUGUCGGGGCUCCCGGCCACCAGCAGCCGGGAGCGGCUGGAGAUCCUGGACGACGAGCGCCGCGUGCUCAGCUUCCGCGUCGUGGGCGGCGAGCACCGCCUGUCCAACUACCGGUCCGUGACCACCGUGCACCACGCGGAGACGACGGGGAGCACCGUGGUGGUGGAGUCGUACGUGGUGGACGUGCCCGCCGGGAACACCGCCGACGAGACCCGCACCUUCGUCGACACCAUCGUCCGCUGCAACCUCCAGUCGCUCGCGCGCACCGCCGAGCAGCUCGCCGCCGCCGAUUAAGGUCGAUUCGUGUUGCCUUUUAGGGGCGGGCUGCCGUUGGUUGAUUUCCUUCCUGACUUCCUCUCCUUGUGUUUGGCCCGUUUGAACAGCUCGAUCCAUCAGCGUAUUGUUCUAGGAUCAUGGUUCGCCUUUUGCUUUUGCUUUGACUACACAUGGUAGUACAAAACAUUGUGUUGUUGGUGGUGCCUGACAUUGAAUCCUUGUUCAUACACAUGUAUAACUCCUAGCUAAAUCUUUCGACGAAUGCUAAUUACUGCUGCUCGUGUGUUCUUGCAAUGCAUUUUUUCUUCAUUACAUGAGUAGUGACCAAACAUUUUAUCACAGCAAA